CGGUGAAGCAACCGUUUCACCAAGUGUGGGUCAGACAGAGUGGAUUCUACUUCUACAUCAUGUCAUUACGAAGGUUGUUGCAGUGUGGAGGUUCUGUACUGAAGGACAAGAGGCUGUUUCAUCAGAGUUUACCAUGGAGGAAUCCUCUCAUACCUAUUGUAGUAGAACAAACUGGCAGAGGGGAGAGAGCUUACGAUAUCUACUCGCGCCUCUUGAGGGAAAGAAUCAUCUGUUUGAUGGGUCCGAUCGAUGACUCGGUGGCAAGUCUUGUGAUUGCACAGCUUCUAUUUCUUCAGUCAGAGAGCAACAACAAACCCAUUCACAUGUACAUCAACAGUCCUGGUGGUGUGGUUACAGCAGGGCUGGCAAUCUACGACACUAUGCAAUACAUCUUGAACCCGAUCUCCACGUGGUGUGUAGGCCAGGCUGCUAGCAUGGGCAGUUUACUGCUAGCUGCAGGCACUGCCGGUAUGAGGCAUUCACUGCCUAAUGCCCGCAUCAUGCUGCACCAGCCUUCUGGAGGGGCCAGGGGUCAGGCUACAGACAUUGCCAUCCAGGCCGAGGAGAUCCUCAAGCUGAAGAGACAGAUUAACAACAUCUACUGUAAACAUACAGGCCAGCUUCUGGAAACCAUAGAGGGUGUGAUGGAGCGAGACAGAUACAUGAGUCCCAUGGAAGCGCAGGACUUUGGAAUCAUCGACAGGGUCCUGGUCCAUCCUCCACAUGCCGGCCGGGAUGAGCCAGAGCUGGUCCAGAAGGAACCGACCACUUCCAGCAGCCAGCCUGCCUCCUCUGAACCAGCAACCUCAGAAUCUACACCGUCAGGGGCCAGUCCACCCUCCUCUUACAAACCUGAACCAUGAUUCAGAGGUCUGGUCUGAAAUCACCCACAGCUAUUGGUACUAUGUGGAACAUGGGGGAGGGGGUGUAUUUGUUCCCUCUGGUCCGUUCUGAGCCUGUGUUGUGUGUAUCACACUAUGCUGAGAAAAACUAAAGAUUAACAUUAAAGCUAAAAUUUUAUAGACACAUAUGUCCAACACCAUUUUUUAGGAUCUUAUCUAACAUUCUACACGUUGAAAUCCAAUAAAAUAAAUUAAUAUGUUUUGUUUUAAGGAUAAAUGAAAUAUUACUUUUCAUCAACAGUUACAUGGUACCAAAUGUGAAUUUAUGACCUACAGUAGUUUGUCUGUUUUACAGUGAUGUUUAGCUUUGGUUUUAUACACUCACCAGCCACUUUAUGAGGAACAUCUGUUCAUGUGUUCUGUUCGGCCAACUCCACACCCCAGACAUAGCCAAUCAUAUCUGCACAGAUGCCUGACUGGCCAAUAGCACUACUAAGAUUUGAAUUCUGGAUUUACUGUUUUGCCGCACAAGUGCCCCCAUAAAUUGUUAAAUAAAGUUUUUAAUUGCA
Trichomycterus rosablanca is the source of this 1411-nucleotide messenger RNA. It is a transcript of the gene clpp, whose product is annotated as caseinolytic mitochondrial matrix peptidase proteolytic subunit. Gene Ontology annotation, molecular function: ATP-dependent peptidase activity; serine-type endopeptidase activity; ATPase binding. The record is from RefSeq and is a predicted model, not a curated record. The transcript has 7 exons. Gene Ontology annotation, cellular component: endopeptidase Clp complex. Bases 60 to 863 code for a protein of 267 amino acids. NCBI's taxonomy places the organism in Eukaryota, Metazoa, Chordata, Actinopteri, Siluriformes, Trichomycteridae. Gene Ontology annotation, biological process: protein quality control for misfolded or incompletely synthesized proteins.